UACAUUGUCAAACAGUCUCCGAACACCUUCUGAAUUUUCAAAAAAUUGUUCUGAUAUUCUAUCACUGAGCGUAUUUACCUUUAGGAUAUUAAGAGAGAAUAUGUGUUAGUCUUGAGUGGAUAUAUAGAACCGAACAGCCACUCAGUGGUUAAAGAGGUGUAUCGCAUUUCAUUUCAUUAUACACAUUUUAUUGUGUCCUAAAGAUCACGAUACAGCUAUGAAUCUUCUAUUGUUUCUGUUUCUAUGUGCCCUUAAAGGAAUAUAUGGACAGGGGAGUACAACAGAAGAUCCGUUGACCACCGUAGGGGCAAACAUAACGAGCUUAGGCGUCAGGCCCUCAAUAAAGCUUGGAUAUGCUCUGCUGCUCAUCCUCGGCUUUGGCGUGUUCUCUGUGGUUGUUGCUAUCGCUUUUAAUCUUGUCAGAAAGAAAGUGUACCACGACUCUGAUAAUGUUGACACUGCGUUUGAUGCUGGUGGAAAUGUAUCAAUUGGUCUCACUGCUACCACAAUUGUUUCCCAAUGGACUUGGUCGGCUACUUUGUUGCAGUCCUCUACGGUAGCAAGCAAGUAUGGUAUAAGCGGGCCUUUCUGGUACGGGGCAGGGGCUACAAUACAAAUCUUAAUGUUUGCAACGUUAUCAAUACAACUGAAGACAAAGGCCCCAGGUGCAAAAACGUUUUUACAGGUUAUCAGAGCAAGGUUUGGCAAGAAUGCACAUAUUGUGUUCUGUGUGUUUGCCUGCGUCACCAACCUUGUUGUGAUGGUCUCUUUAUUACUAGCUGGGACAUCGGUGAUGACCAGCCUUGUCGAGGGCCUCUCCUUAGAGCUAGCCUGUCUGAUAAUGGCUGCUGUAAUAGGCUCUUAUACGUUGAUCGGCGGCCUGGGGGCGACGUUCUACGUCUCAUACUUCAACACAAGUCUCAUCUUCGCCAUGAUUAUGUUGUUGGUUAUUGAGGUUUAUUAUAAUCCCAGCGGAAGAGAAAGUAAUCCUCUAGGUAGCGCUAAUGUAAUUUAUAGCUACCUGAACCAAACAAAGGGACCAGAUGGAAAUACUGAAAAUAGCUACUUGACGUUCCUGUCGUCGGGUGGAGCUCUGUUCGGGGUUAUCAACAUCAUUGGGAAUUUCGGGACAGUGUUUUGUGAUCAGAGUUACUGGCAGAGCAGUGUGGCCGCUAAGCCUGUCCAGGGUGUCUGGGGUUUCAUUGCAGGGGGUUUAACGUGGUUCGCCAUCCCCUUCACAUUAGCUACGACAAUGGGACUAUCAUACCUCGCCUUGGGGACCCUGCGUGGGGCACCUCUACUAUCACCCGCUGAUGUGGAUAAAGGUCUUGUCCCACCCGUUGUGGCACAGGUUUUGUUGCAAGAAUCUGGGGAGUAUGUGCUUCUUCUACUCAUCCUAAUGGCGGUCAUGUCAACUGGGUCAGCAGAGAUCAUUGCUGUCGCCUCCAUCAUUGUAUAUGACAUAUACCAGAUAUAUGGCCUUCCAUUUAGACGGAACUUUAUAGAAGGAAAUUGUAUUCUCUGUAACAAGGCUCUGCGCAAAUUGGAUGCGGAACAGCAACCAGAUGAGAAUGGAAAAGUUAAUCACACCAGCACUACAGAACUGUACACAAUGCAAAAGGAGGUAGAAGUUUUUGAGGAAGAUACAUGUGUUUGCCCACCCGCAUACGGAUGCCCAGAUUGUGCAGCCGACCAUGCUAGACGACGUGAAUUUAGUGAUACGAACACUGAAGAACCAUACCGCUGUCCGACUCAUGGCAAAUACAGACAAUACCAGGACAGCUUAAUGCGCAUUAAGAGUUGGAUUAUUCUAUGGUUAACCAUGUUCACAAUACCACUGAUAUUGUUCUGCGUUGGAGUGGGGCUUAAUUUGGGUUGGGUGUAUUUGUUCACUGGCGUUCUUAUUGGAUGCACUGUUGUCCCCAUCGCCCUCUCUGUAAUCUGGUCCAGAGUGACAUCGGUAGCCAUGAUAGCAGGAGUUAUAACAGGUUGUGUGUCGGGGUUAACAGCAUGGUUGAUUAUGGCAUCAACGUACGAAGGCGGUCUUGGAGAUUUCUUGAAGAACACAGGGAGAGAACUCGUCAUGUUUGUCGGCAACUGCUGUUCCAUCGGCGUCGGCGGUAUCGUCUGCAUUGUUGUUUCUCUCGUCACAGGCAAAAGCAAGUCUGAUAAAGCUCACGAAGAAUGGGAAAAGACGAGAAAUAUAGAAAACCCGUUGCACCCAUGGUCUUUGAAAUAUGCUGAAGAAUUUGGCAUUGAUACGAGUACUAGUACAAUAUGGAGACCUACCCAGGAAGAAAUGGCAAAAAUAUUCAGAAAAGCUCGAUUGAUUGCAAUCAUUGUAGGAUUGGUCCUGACAGUUGGGUUAGUUAUUAUCUGGCCCUCAUCCAUGAUGAGUCUCGUUGUCCUCUCUGAAACACAGUUCAGAAUGUGGACGCAAUUCUCCCAGGUGUGGGCGUUCACCGCUGCUGUUUUCAUCGUCACUGUGCCACUCGUCCAGGAAAUAUAUGGUAUCAUAAAACAGGUGAAACAGAACAGGGAAAAUGCACAGAAAUCUUCUAUGGGUGAGGACGCUCAUACAGUAAAAAGCAAUGGGGCUUAUGUGCAUGAUCAGGAGCAGGCAAUCAGAAAGAGAAGUGAACAAGUGGAACAUCACACUGCAUUGUAG
This is a messenger RNA of Owenia fusiformis, 2668 nucleotides long. The record is from the annotation of a GenBank genome assembly. NCBI's taxonomy places the organism in Eukaryota, Metazoa, Annelida, Polychaeta, Sabellida, Oweniidae.